AUGAAACAAAUGGCUCCUGAAAAUGGCUCUUUUGUAACUGAAUUCAUUCUGAUGGGGUUAACAGACCGGCCAGAUCUCCAACUCCCGCUGUUCUUCCUGUUUCUAGUAAUGUAUUUGGUCACUGUGUUAGGAAAUUUGGGCUUAAUGACUCUAAUUGGGUUGAGUUCACAGCUUCACACUCCCAUGUACUUUUUCCUGUUUAACUUGUCCUUUAUUGACCUUCAUUAUUCUUCUGUGUUUACACCCAAAAUGCUCAUGAACUUUAUAUCAAAGAAGAAUGUUAUCUCCUACACAGGGUGUAUGACCCAGCUCUACUUUUACUGUUUCUUUAUCAUUUCUGAAUGCUACGUGCUGACCUCAAUGGCCUAUGAUCGCUAUGUGGCCAUCUGUAAUCCACUGUUGUAUAACACUUCCAUGUCCCCUAGAGUGUGUUGCAACCUAAUGCUUGGUUCAUACCUGGUGGCAUUUUCUGGUGCCAUGGCCCACACGGGAUGCAUGCUGAGACUGACCUUCUGUGAUGCAAACACCAUCAACCACUAUUUCUGUGACAUUCUCCCUUUGCUUCAGCUCUCCUGCAGUAGCAUUUAUGUCAAUGAGCUGGUGGUUUACAUUGUGGGGGGCAUCAAUAUCAUUGUGCCCAGUGUCACCAUCUUUUUGUCUUAUGUGUUCAUCCUCUCUAGUAUAUUUAAAAUAAACUCCAGUGAGGGCAGGUCUAAAGCUUUGAGCACCUGCAGUUCCCACAUAAUUGCAGUUUCUCUGUUCUUUGGGUCAGGUGCAUUUAUGUAUCUUAAGCCAUCUUCUGCUGGGUCGAUGGAUGAGGGAAAAGUGUCUUCUGUCUUUUAUACCAUUGUGGUUCCUAUGAUGAACCCUGUAAUCUAUAGUUUGAGGAACAAAGACGUGAAAAUGUCCCUGGGAAAAUUCUUGAGCAGAAGAUAG
Messenger RNA from Chinchilla lanigera (long-tailed chinchilla), 936 nucleotides. RefSeq names its product olfactory receptor 8B3-like. Gene Ontology annotation, biological process: sensory perception of smell; G protein-coupled receptor signaling pathway. The record is from RefSeq and is a predicted model, not a curated record. The transcript has 2 exons. Gene Ontology annotation, molecular function: odorant binding; G protein-coupled receptor activity; olfactory receptor activity. NCBI's taxonomy places the organism in Eukaryota, Metazoa, Chordata, Mammalia, Rodentia, Chinchillidae. Gene Ontology annotation, cellular component: membrane. Bases 1 to 936 code for a protein of 311 amino acids.